GGCAUGCUUGCGGGUGUAUUGAUUGUGGUAAUUUGAGCUCAUCCACAUAUCCAACAACAGAUCAACGUUAUAUUUAUUUUGAUGAGUUGGAAAGCUUGACCGCUGUUCUCAUUGGGUCCCGGCUCCAUGGCACACCAAUUGUCUCGAUAGCGGUGUUGAUCUCGCCUGUUGCCUCUGGAGUGGGACUGUAGGCGUAGCGUAGCCGAGCCUCGGCCGCACCACGUAGCAGCAAGUGAACAAGGGAGACUGGAACUCAGAUAACAAGGGGCGAUACCGCAUAAAAUUCCUUGGACCUCAUAGCUUUUCUGAGAAUCUAUUCGACAAAUUUCCAGGAGAGAUAUCUGAAUUUAAGACAAGUCGGCAGGCAGAUUGAGUCGAAGCAAGGGGGGCAGGUACUUUCUGCGUCUGAAGUAGCACAAAACAUCCAAGUCCUACCCUCGUCACCUAUCAUUCACUUCAGCCUUAAUACCUCACAUGAACUGCUUGUCUUUUGUUAGUUGCCGAGUUUUCAUCGAGCACAUCCAGAUAUGUGUAUUCCAAACGCCCACAGCCUUCCCAGGCACUCCUAAAGUCCACUCCUUUGGGACUUACAAUUCGUGCCAUACAUGAAUCUCACUUCAAGGGCUGUGCUACAUGAGUACACUCUUUAUCUUAUCACCCUGCCAUUUCUGUUCCUUUGCACAGACUUUGCAAGGAACAUGGCAUAUAAAUACCCAAAUUUCAAAUAUGGGAAAACCCUCGAUCCCGCGAUGGAUACCAUUUGGGCGUUAAUGUUUUUGCUUAGGCUGCUCCAGACUUGAUGUUGUUGUUGGGGAGUAGAAGAGACUUGCAAGGUCGGGCGGCGAAGGGCACUUACUUGGUGAUUGUUAGGAUCAUGGGUAUGAGAUUGUCAUUAUUCCGACAUGAUAUGCGGAAAUGUUGGACGUCAUUGCCACUGCUUUACUUCCAUCAUUCGAGAUAUAUGAUCAAAAGUAUAGUCUUGAGGCUUCGAGACCCCCUCAAUGCGACUAUGACGACCCGCGGAGGAUCCGGUACAGUAAUUGAGAACUGUGACAAGUUGAGGAUAUAUUGUGGAUUCGGACUGACUUCAUCAAAUGCAGCGGAGAGCACGUAGAUGUGGACUGCUGCAGAUUAUACCUGCGAUUGAUCACCUGACAGCUUGUCAGCCAACUAUGAUAUGCCAGUUCGUAAUUUAUGUAAACUUACGUACAGCUUCUCUUCUACUCGAGGAUUCAGAUGACUGAAGGCAGGACAGGGUGUCUUCCGUUCCAUGACUUGGCUAACCAUCUCUUCCGCACUUGCACCCCAGCACAGAACGUCUAACUCGACAGAUAAGGGCAAAUUGCCAUGACCUUCAAAGAGAAAAGCAAACCUAGGAGUAUUGAUUGGAACUAAACAACAGAAUGACUGAUAAAGCAAACAAGAAUGGAGGAUAGGUGCUCACCGAGAUGAGCAUCACCUCAUCCUCCCCGGCCGCGACACUGCCGCCGCCUCCUCAACCUACCUGACAACAUCUUCUGUCCCGCCCCAUUCCAGCAUGAAAGAGGCGUUUCCCGUCUAUUCAGAUGGACACGGCAGAUGAGGUCACGGCGCUGAAGGAUUGCUGGCAGUGGCAGGCCAAGCAUUAUUCGAAGGAGAAGGAGCAACAUCUGACGACAGUCGUAUUUUGGCUCUUCUCGCCUUUGACACUGAAAAUGACCUGUUGCUUACCGUACCGCAGUGGCGAAGCCGUGAAAAGUCUUGAUUCAACAUUCAAUGGAAACUGCAACACUGAUUAAGAUAGGAGCUGAUGCGAUCUCAACUUCACUUCCAGAUUUCAAAAUUCCAACAUUCCUUCUACCUUUGAAGCAGCUCCUGCAAAGCGGGAAGAUGUUGAAGCCAUGCAAAAAAACCCCUCGUAAUGGAAUGAACGCUACUGCAAGAAAUCCUGGACAGCAUUAAUGGAGGCUUGAAAUGGCGUUUUUGAAAAUAUCGGAUUAGGAAGCUGUUUGGAAGGUGUGGAAGG
Cadophora gregata is the source of this 2005-nucleotide messenger RNA. RefSeq lists its product as uncharacterized. Bases 800 to 1114 code for a protein of 104 amino acids. Lineage: Eukaryota; Fungi; Ascomycota; Leotiomycetes; Helotiales; Ploettnerulaceae. The record is from RefSeq and is a predicted model, not a curated record. The transcript has a single exon.